Molecule: messenger RNA, 6212 nt
Organism: Cavia porcellus (domestic guinea pig)
Lineage: Eukaryota; Metazoa; Chordata; Mammalia; Rodentia; Caviidae
Gene: Cep164
Product: centrosomal protein 164
Exons: 31
Coding region: 203-4894 (1563 amino acids)
Biological process (GO): cilium assembly
Cellular component (GO): ciliary transition fiber; centriole; centrosome
Molecular function (GO): protein binding
Source: RefSeq, a predicted model, not a curated record
AAUGGCUUGGUCGGGAAAGGAGGGUUGCGGGGGAGUUGAGGCAACGUGGCCUGCAGGUGUGCGGUGAACGGUGCAGGAGUGCGGGAACUGGGAGAAAAGUGGGGAAGGAGCGGCCGCGGGAGGGUCACCGCUUCAAAACCUCCCGUUGCCCGCUCGCGACUGGGCAGCGGCGCCCUGGCAGGUGUUCAAGGCCAGGCCAAGGAUGGCUGGACGACCCAUCCAUAUAGGAGACCAGCUGGUUCUAGAAGAAGAUUAUGAUGAGACCUAUAUUCCCAACGAGCAAGAAAUUCUUGAAUAUGCUCGAGUAAUUGGUAUUGACCCCGUCAAGGAACCAGAGCUGAUGUGGUUGGCGCGGGAGGGCUUUGUGGCCCCACUGCCUAUGGAGUGGAAACCGUGCCAGGACACCAUCACCGGGGAUAUGUACUAUUUCAACUUUGCCAAUGGGCAGUCCACCUGGGACCAUCCGUGCGACGAACAGUAUCGGAAGAGGGUGGUUCACGAGCGGGGGAAGCUGUCAGCUCCUGGGGCCGUUAAGAAGAAAGACAAGAAAAAGAAAAAGGAAAAGAAAGACAAGAAGGACAAAGAGGCUUCCAAAAAUGCUGUGGCUCUGGGUUCCUCAUUAGCCCCGAUCCAGGUUCCUCUUGGGGGCCUGGCUCCCUUACGAGGCUUUGUGGAUGCCCCACCCUCUGGUCUUCGAGGACCUCAAAACGUGAGUCGGGGGAGCUCUGCAGAGUCCGGUCAGCUUGGAGAAGUCCCGCUGCCUCCACAGGGUUUCAAGACUUCGGCUUAUACAAAGGGUCCCUUGGGCGCCAUGCACGAGAAUAAGAACACUCUCAGCCUCUUGGCUUUAGGGGAGGAGAUCAUUGAGGAUGAGGAGGAGGAGAGUGACAACCAGAGUGUUCGCAGCUCCAAUGAGCUCUUUAAGAACCUGCACCUAGAUCUGGGGUCCCUGGAAGGAAACUUUGAAUAUGAGGAGUCUCCAGGAACAAGUCCGCCUGCGAAGGAUGUUUCUCUUGAUUCAGAUUCUGCCGGCCCCAGUACUCCUGGAAAACUCCUCAGCCAGGGUGCAGACGGUAGUCUGAGCAGUGCUGCUGGCAAGGAGCCGCAGGACAGAAGGUCAAGUGUUCGGCUUCCAGGAAAAGAAGACAAUGACAAGAGCGAUCCUGCCGCUUUCACAUGUCCGGUGACCACCGGGAUGGACCCGGAGGUCAGUCAGCUUGCCGAGGCCUCUAGAAAGGACUCUAAGGAGGACCUGAUAGAUGCAGGAGAGGAGGGUUCCAUGAGGGAAGAGGCGGCAAAGGAGCUAAGGAAGGAGGCUCCUGCCCUAAAAGAGAGCAGAUCGGAGGCUGGUGAGGACUCUGAGGUUAGUGAACUUAUGAAGAAACCGCAGGUCUUGGGCCCCGUGGCUUCUGACUCCAAGUCCUUCCUUGGUCUGGACUUUGGUUUUCACAGCCGGGUCACAGAGGGCCUGCUGGAUGGUGAUAUGCUUUCCCCGGUCCUGGGUGGAGCCCAUAGGGAGACUCAGGGCUUAGGAAGAGGAGACCAGGAUGGCAACCAGUCCAGUCGAGCAGAGGUCCAGAGCCAGCGGUCCAAAGGCUCGGAGAGAGGGCCUGAUGCUGUUGCUCUGGCUCACCUAACCAGGCUGUCUCCUCCACUUCUACAUGGGGGGCCACCCCGGAGCCCCCUUCAUAGCCAGCCCACUGAAGAAGGGCCUCCAGAGAGCCCCAAGGGGCAGCCUGGGUGGAUGGAAGCAGGGGAGCCUGAGGAGGACUCUGUAGCUAGCCCCAUCCUGCUGGUGUCUGUCCAGAGGGAGCCGGCCUCAAGCCCAGCAGCUGCCCAUGAGAGGGACCAGGCCGAGAAUCAGGGCUCUGGGCAGGAAGAGACUGAGGAGCCCAAGGAGAAAGCAGCAGACAGCGCCAUUCCGCCAGUCUCUCCGGAGGUGCCAUCUGCGGAACCUUUGGGUCCCCCAAAGCACCUCCCAGAGCCUUCACGAAAGGCCAUGGAAGAGGCAGUGGCCCUGGAAUUUGAGGAAGAGCGGAGGCGGUUAUUGGAAUCGCAGCAAGAGAAGAUGCAGCGGCUGCGGGCAAAGCUGUGGCAGGAGGAGGAAGAGGAGACGCUGCAGCUUCGCCAGAAGAAGGAGCAGUCCCUCAGUGUCCUGAAGGAGCAGCUGCAGAAGGCCACCGAGGAGGAGGAAGCUCGGAUGAAAGAGGAGGAGGGUCAGAGGCUGUCGCAGCUCCGAGCCCAGGUCCAUUCUAGUGUGGAGGCAGAUAAGGAACAAAUCAGAGCUGAGCAGGAAGCCUCCCUGCAGAGGAUAAGAGAAGAGUUCGAGGCCCAACAAAAGGCCGAGAGGGCCAGCUUGGAGCAGAAGAGCAGGCAGACACUUGCACAACUCAGGGAAGAGCUGGAGGCCUCGGAGGAGAGAGCACGGGCCGCCCUGAAGGCCGAGAAGGAGGAGGCUUUGCAGCAGCUGAGCGAGCAGCUGGAGGGGAAGAGGAAAGAAGCAGUGGCGGGGCUGGAGAGGGAGCACAGUGCCGAGCUGGAGCGGCUCCGUUCCUCACUGGAGGCCAAGCACCGGGAGGUGGUCUCUGACCUCCGGAAGAAGAUAGAGGCAGCUCAGCAGAAAGAGGUGGCCCAGCUUCAAGAGAACCUUGGGUGGGCAGAGCAGAGAGCUCACCAGAAGGCUCACCAGGUGGCUGAGUACGAGCAGGAGCUCAGCAGCCUCCUGCGAGAGAAGCGGCUGGAGGUGGAAAGGGAGCACGAGAGAAAGCUGGACAAGAUGAAGGAGGAGCACUGGCAGGCCAUGGCUGAGACCUGGGAGCUGUAUGAAGCUGAGGAGAAGAAGCAGCGGGCAGACCUCCUGGGGCGCCUGACAGCGGAGUUGGAGCGCCUGCGGAGGGCUCAUGAGCGAGAACUGGAGAUUAUGAGGCAGGAGCAGGACAAGCAGCUCGAGGACCUGCGACGCCGGCACCGGGAGCGGGUGAAGGAGAGGAAACUCCAGGACUUAGAGAUGGAACUUGAAACCAGAACUAAAGAAGUCAAGACCAGAAUGGCUCAGCUGGAUGUCCAGGAGGAGACUGCCCCGAAGGAGAAGCAGCAGCUACUUGAUGCACAGAGGCAGGGGGCCCUGGACAGUGAGGAAGCUACAACCACUCAUCAGCACCUGGAAGAGGCAAAGAAAGAGCACACCCACACGAUGGAGUCCAGGUGGCAGCUCCGAGGCAUUCUGGAUGAGCUGCAGGCCCGUAAGCUGGAGCUGGAGUCUGAAGUGGAUUUUCUGCAGGCGCAGAGUCAAAGGCUGCAGAGACGCAUCAGGUGGUGUGGGCAGCCUGCACCUGGCCACCGGCCAGCCCCCUCUUGCUUAUUGCCUGACUGCUGCUGCUCUCAGGCCCCAUCUUAUCAGAGUCUGGUUAAUAAGGAGAGGCGGGGAGCCCAAUGUGAAGGCCAGGCAGAAAGAUGUGUGUCCGCUGCAUUUUGCAGGGAGUCCCAUGCUGGAGCUGUGAAAAGCAGGAUCCCUGCUUCUGUUUGUGUCCCAGCCCUGCCUGGUGACUUUGACGGGGCUGAGGGCAUGGGAAUGGGCUUGGUAGUGUGCUGCCUGGCCUCCUUCAUCCCGGGACUCUGCCUCACCUCCUACCCGCUCUCCCGUCCCUUCCACAGCAGCCUGGAGGCCGAAGCUCAGAGAAGGCAGAACAUCUUGAGAGAGCUGGCUGUUGAGGCAAACAAUUCUUCCACACAUUUUGAGUCAGAUCUCUAUAUUGAGGACCUGAGGAAAUCACUUGGGACAAAGCAGCCCCAAGAGGUAUCCUCCCCUUUCUCCCAGAACAAGGAGGAGACCAUCCUCUCCUCAGACAGCAUCCGGCACUACCUCUCUGCUGAAGGGAUGGCUGUCCGUAGUGCCAAGCAGUUCCUGGUGCGACAGACACGCUCCUUGAAGAGGCGGCAGACAGCCCUGAAAGCUGCACAGCAGCACUGGCGCCAUGAGCUGGCCAGUUCCCAGGGGGAACCUGGUGACCUGCCGGGCACCAAGGCCCUAGGUGAUGUGCGCAAGAGCCUGGAGGAGGAGACCAGGCACUUGGAUGAGAUGAAUUCAGCCAUGCAGAAAGGCCACGACCUGCUAAAGAAGAAAGAGGAGAAGCUGAACCAGUUGGAGACCUCUCUCCAGGAAGAGGCCUUAGAUGAGGACAUUCUGAAAGGGAGCCCUGCCAAGAAAGUAGUGACCUUCGACCUUAGUGACUCAGAAGAUCUGAGCAGUGAAAGUUUGUCCUAUCCUCUGCCUUCCGGCACCUCAACCCCAAGUCCCGUCAUCCCCAACAAGAUCAGUUACCUGAGCAGCUCCCUGCAGCGGAUCAGCAGCGAGCUCAAUGGCGUCCUCAGCGUGCUGGGCAGCCUCAGCACCCCGCCGCCGCCGCUGCCUCUCUUCACCUCCUCGCCGUCCUCCAAGAGCUCCUCCGUGCCCGCCUACUCCUCCCUGAACAGGGCCUCGGCCUCGUCCGUGGCCGCAUCCACGUCCACCCAGUGGGCUUGGGACCCGGGGCUGGGCCCCCAGCUCUCCUCCUCUACGGCACAAGCAGUGGACGACUUCCUGCUGGAGAAGUGGCACAAGUAUUUUCCCUCUGGCAUCCCCUUGCUCAGCAGCUGCCCUCCCUCGCUGGAGAACAGGCUGGGCUAUCUGUCUGCCAGUGAGCAGCUCCGCCUCCUGCAGAAGCCCCAUUCCCGAAGCCCAGAGGUGGGCAGCACCAGCAUCCAGAGCAUGAUCAGGGCCAACCGCCAGUGGCUGAACCGAUUCAAGAGAGACCCCAAAGUUCAUCUCUUCUCUGUCCCCAAGUCCACAGCCACUUCAGACCUGCUGCAGCUGGACCUGGAUGAAGACAACAGACUGCACGUGUAUCGCUGUUGAGCCCCAAGGUGGGCUUGGCAGCUGUCUCCUCCCCAGAGCAAGUGCCUAAGCAGCUGCCUGCACUUUAUUCCAACAGACAACGUGUCUGUCCUCCGCUGCACCCCACUCAAGACCUGGAGGAAUCUGGAGAUGGGGGGAAGGGUGGGAUGAUUAGAGAGUCAGCCACAUUCUGUGAGUGAGCACCCGACCUCGGGCUGAAACAUGUGGAUUUACGUGAGCUGGUGCAUGAGUUGGCAGUACUGAGGAGAGGCCUCAGGGACAUGGGCACCUUUGGGACAAAGGGUGGCAUUCGUAGAGCUGCCUUGGAGCUGAAGGAAUCAGCUUCUGGAGUAGGACUGGCCCCAUGGCCCACCAGGCCCUGCUGGGGUUCACUCACCAGGACAUGGCCUCCCGGUAUGUUUGUGCUCUGGGACAUGACUCUUCUGGGCCAGCCUCUAUCUUCAAUACCUCAGCCUUCAUGAGAUCACAUCCUUUCUUUUUCCUUUAUUCUUGAAUGUCUCUUUUCUGGGACAUUCCAGCUUUCCUUUUGAUGGUCUCAGGUCUGGGCUUAGCUGUGCAGAGCCCUGCUAGAAGUUGGAGACUGGCCCCGGGAGGUUUGGCCUCUUCCCCGCUUCCAGCACCACGCUUUCCUCGGGUCUUCGAGAGUGUCAUCCCCUUCCCUCUCCUGGGGCUUCUUCCAGCUCGAAUCUCAGGUCACAUGCCCAUUUUUCCAGGAAGCUGGAAGCCACAGGAAAGAAUGGAUGGCUCUGGCCCUCAUCAUAGUUUUCCUUUCCCAGAACACCUUGGGUGCAAUCGUGGCCCGGUUCCCAUCUAUCUUUUCCACCUAUUCCACCUCCGUCCAAUCCCAGAGCUUGGCAUGAGAGCUGGGCAAGUGCCUGUCACUGGCAGGUAGGGGUCUUGUACCAGGCGGAACUGCCACCUUGCUGGCACAGCUUCUGGCAGACCCACUGCCCCCAGCCAUUGUCGGGAUCCUGUAGGGCUGCAGGGAAUGUUCUCUUGACAUCUGUUCUGUGGCUUAAACAAAUGCCCCAUUUUUUAAUCUUGAAAGCCGUGGGGUUGCCCUCGCUUCUCCAACUCAUAGAAACCAAUUCUCACCGCCCCACCUGUCAUUUGUUUACUAUAGAGAAAGACCUGAAGGUCCAGUAGCUUUAUUACCCCCUCCCAUAUUUUCUAGGCGGCAGCCUACUACACACAAAAAGUCUUCUGUUAUUUGGCUCAGUCUGUGUGCUUUGGAAAUCGCUCAUGUGAUACAACCGACUCUGGCAACAACCUUGUGUUUUCUGCAUCCAUUAAAUCUUUGCAGGUUCUUUUUCUAUAA